AUGGAAAAGAACCUUGCUUUCAUCGCAGUAAUAACGAUGUGCUUUUCAACGGCAGCGACAUCAAAGAUAGCACCUUUGUAUCGUGCUAGACCAGGUACAAGUAUCCCAAAUCAAUACAUAGUCGUACUGAAGGAUGAAUUCGGAGGAGAUUUAGAUCAUGUUCUAGAGGAAGUUGAAAAUUCAAAUCAGUUACGAAAACUGGAUGCAAGAGUAACCCAUGUCUACAGUAAUGUUUACCGUGGCUUCUCGCUACACAUACCAGAGACGGCACUUUUGUGGAUACGGAAGUUAUCUCAAAUUGCUUACGUAGAAGAAGAUUGUAUUAUCACAGCGCAACGUGUGCCAUGGAAUUUGGAUCGCAUCGACCAACGUGACCUUCCACUCAACAGUGUAUAUAUGCCAGCUGGUGACGGUGAGGGCGUUAAUGUUUACGUUGUCGAUACUGGUAUUAGGUAUAGCCACGAAGAAUACAGUGGACGUGCUAGCUUCUUUUACGAUUAUGAAACAGACGGAGACGGCUCAGACUGCAAUGGACAUGGAACACAUGGAGCUGGUGUAGUAGGUGGAACUGACUUUGGUGUGGCCAUAAUGACGUCACUGUACAGCGUACGUGUUUUGUCGUGUUUUGGUGCUGGGUCUACUAGUCAAAUUAUCGCAGGUAUUGACUAUAUUGCUGCAUGGGGAGUGAGACCUGGUGUUGCUAGCAUAUCUAUCGGUGGUGGGCCGAGUACAUCCCUAGACAAUGCAGUUCGAGGGUUAGUGGCUGCCGGUUUCUCGGCAUGUGUAUCUGCGGGCGGAGCAGCUACCAACGCUUGUAACUUUUCCCCAGCCCGAGUUGAAGAGGCUAUUACAGUUGGGUCUAUGGAUUCCAAUGAUUACAUAUCGUCAUCCAGUAACACUGGUCCAUGCAUCGACAUGUUUGCUCCAGGCGUCGAUAUACAGAGUGCAUGGCAUACAAGUGACACAGCUACUGCUGUGUUAAGUGGAACAUCCUCGUCCACGGCUCAUGUUGCGGGUGCAUGCGCCAUCAUAUUAGAAGAAAACCCAACUUGGUCACCGAAACAGGUUGUCACAGAGUUAAUUGAAAACUGCACCAAGGGCAGACUUCAGAAUGUACCUGACGGAACUUACAAUCGAAUUGUAUACACAG
Saccoglossus kowalevskii is the source of this 1150-nucleotide messenger RNA. RefSeq lists its product as uncharacterized. Gene Ontology annotation, molecular function: serine-type endopeptidase activity. Gene Ontology annotation, biological process: proteolysis. NCBI's taxonomy places the organism in Eukaryota, Metazoa, Hemichordata, Enteropneusta, Harrimaniidae. The record is from RefSeq and is a predicted model, not a curated record.